CAUCGACGAGAUGUUCCACCGCCGACCAAUCAUCAGCCGGAGUCAGUCGGUACAAUUCGGGCGCACUGCGCCGCCGACGUCGCCGACACCGCCACGCAGGAUGUUCACGAGUUGAUUUCGUCCGCGCGUCAUCCUCUUGUGCUCUUCCUUUUUUGCUUGCCACAUUACCACAUUACCCCACCACCUAAACGACAGCACAUGCGGCGACAUCACAUCGUAUCGUAUCGCAUGGACUCUGUUGCGGUUGGCGGAAACCCACGCUUUGCAGUUGCGUUUCCGUCGAAGCCGGUAUAUAUAUAUCUGUAUUUGUGCAUAUCUUCAUCUUUUUCUUUUCAUCUUUUUCUUCUUUUCAUCUUUUUCUUCUUUUCAUCUUCUUUUCUUCUUCUCCUUCUCCUCCUCCUCUUAGUACGUGAUGCACUACCGUCAUCACCUGAGUUCCGGCGUCUUCAUCUUUGCUUUUACAUACCUACGCGGGGGAUUUAUCGCGCACUUCUUCCGGGCAAGAGGUUACGCUUUUUGGGUUGUUCCUGUGCUUUCUUUCUUUCUUCCUUUGCUUUUUUGUUGGUUUUUUUUAUGGGGUCUGUUUUUUUCUCGGAGAACUACGAUAUAGGGAAAUCCCGCGAUGGGGGUGGACGGAGUGGUAUUUACGGAGCAGAGCGGGGCGCGGCGGCGGCAGCGGCGCUGGAUUGGUUUAUUGGGCUCGGUUUAAGUUUGGCCUUUGGGGAUGGGAACAGUGGUUGGUGGAAAUACAGGACAGGACAGGACAGCAGAGGAGGGGAGGGGUGGCUAUGGCAGUGGUUGUAACUUAGGGUGGGACUGUGAUGGGAUUGUGACGGUUGUGAUGGUUUUUCUUUGGUUUUUCCUGCUUGUUCUUGUGACGGAUUAUGGCACUGGAUGGGGCUCUGUGUAUGGACGGUGGAUGGAUACUGGAUGUAUGGAUGGAAUGGUCAAUGAUGGAAUGUACUCUACAGGUCUCGUAAUACCUCAAUUUUUUAUCACUCACUCGCGCACGGGACGUCGUUUCGCCAUGCUAUGC
Molecule: messenger RNA, 1036 nt
Organism: Tricharina praecox
Lineage: Eukaryota; Fungi; Ascomycota; Pezizomycetes; Pezizales; Pyronemataceae
Exons: 1
Coding region: 199-804 (201 amino acids)
Source: RefSeq, a predicted model, not a curated record